GCGCGGGCAGGAGGUGGGGGCGGGGGAGGCCGCCUGGAAACUUAAAUCCCCAGCGGGGCUCACCUGGUCCAGAACCGCCAGCUGCUGUAAACUCAAGAAUUGUCUGCGGAGAGCGCCUGCGCAUCUCCGACGGCUGCUGGAGGAGAGAUUGGAAGACCUCGCUCAUCUCCUGCUGUGUAUCAGCCAAGAACGUGUGAGGUGGUGUUCCUUGGGGAUCCCCUUGCCCUUACUUGGAAUGGUGUGUCCUCAUUAGUGACGUUUUGCCUGGAUGACCUCAGUACAAUUGGUGCAAAACCUGGACCAACUGUUUCCUAGUUUCCUAGUUGUUGCCUUAAACUUCUCACCCGUCAGGUUUUUGAAACAUGAAUCUUUCACUCGUCCUGGCUGCCUUUUGCUUGGGAAUAGCCUCCGCUGCUCCAAAAUUUGACCAAAAUUUAGAUACACAGUGGUAUCAGUGGAAGGCAACACACAGGAGGUUAUACGGCACGAAUGAAGAAGGAUGGAGGAGAGCCGUGUGGGAAAAGAAUAUGAAAAUGAUUGAACUGCACAAUGGGGAAUACAGCCAAGGGAAACAUGGCUUCACAAUGGCCAUGAAUGCUUUUGGUGACAUGACCAAUGAAGAAUUCAGGCAGGUGAUGGUUUGCUUUCGAAACCAGAAACAUAAGAACAGAAAAGUGUUCCGUGGGCCUCUGCUUCUUAAUCUCCCUAAAUCUGUGGAUUGGAGAAAGAAAGGCUACGUGACUCCAGUGAAGAAUCAGAAACAGUGUGGUUCUUGUUGGGCAUUUAGUGCUACUGGUGCUCUUGAAGGACAGAUGUUCCGGAAAACAGGGAAACUUGUCUCACUGAGCGAGCAGAAUCUGGUGGACUGUUCACAUCCUCAAGGCAAUCAGGGCUGCAACGGUGGCUUCAUGAAUAACGCCUUCCAGUAUGUGAAGGAGAAUGGAGGCCUGGACUCUGAGGCAUCCUAUCCAUAUGUAGCAAAGGAUGGAAGCUGUAAGUACAAACCUGAGAAUUCUGUUGCUAAUGACACCGGCUUCGUGGUGAUCCCUGCUCAUGAGAAGGAACUAAUGAAGGCAGUUGCAACUGUGGGGCCCAUCUCUGUUGCUGUUGAUGCAAGCCAUUCGUCCUUCCAGUUCUACAAAUCAGGCAUUUAUUUUGAACAAGACUGCAGCAGCAAAAACCUAGAUCAUGGUGUUCUGGUGGUUGGCUACGGUUUUGAAGGAACAAAUUCAAACAACAACAACUAUUGGCUCAUCAAAAACAGCUGGGGUCCAGAAUGGGGCUCGAAUGGCUAUAUAAAAAUCGCCAAAGACAGGAACAACCACUGUGGAAUUGCCACAGCAGCCAGCUACCCCAUUGUGUGAACUUGAUGGAUGGUGAGGAAGAAGGACUUAAGGACAGCAUGUCAGGGGAAUUUUAUCUUGAAACUGACCAAACGCUUAUUGUGUAAGAUGAACCACUUGAAUCAUUGAGGAUCCAAGUUGUGAUUUGAAUUCUGUGAGACUUUUACAAGGGUAAAAUGUUACCACUACUUUAAUUACUGUUAUACACAGCUUUAUGAUGUUGAAGACUCAUUACUUAAUUCUAAAACUUUUGAAUUUUUUUUUUUUUUUUUUUUUUAAAGAUGGGGUUUCACCAUGAUGGCCAGGCUGGUCUUGAACUCCUGACAUCAGGUGAUCCACCCACUUUGGCCUCCCGAAGUGCUAGGAUUACAGAUAUGAGCCACUGCACCUGGCCUGAAUUUUCAUUUUUUGAAAAGAUAUACAAAACAGUUUAAAAUAAAUUUUAAUCCAUAUGUAAAGGUAAUCCUUUUCUAUUUUUAAUGCAUCGGCUUUUUGUGUAGUCAGGAAAUACAAUUGAGCUCUGAAAUAAUAACUCCAAGUUAAUAACUACAUGAUAUAUUAGGAGAAAGACACUGGGUGGCUUCCUGGCUCUUCUAGUUAUAAAAAUACAGAUUUUAUAUCAGCUGCCCAGAACUGUGUGUGACCCAACUCUUGAAGCUACUAAAAUUUGACAAACUAUUUGGAAGGACAAACCUAAAUUUUUUUUUUAGUAAAGGAAAAAGCAGUUGACUUUUUAGAAAAGUGAAUAGGCACAGAUUCGUAGGUUUUAGAUAGGAGGAAGGGAGAUAUCUUCUUCCUUUGACACAUAACUUCAGGAUGGUUAGGGUCUGUGACAGAAAGUGAAGUUGCUUGUUAUUGGAGCCUCUCUCUGAAUUGCUGGUGACCACCUUGCAGUCUGAGGAAGAAUCAGGUGCCAGUAGAUUACCACAUCUAUUUUGUUUUCAUUCUAAGUCUCUGAUGACAUAUUCCACCUAGCUCUUCUAGAAAAGCUUCUUUGUUAACUAAUGUUAGCAAAAAUAAAUUUACUGAUGUGGUUAACAAAUCUCAGGCAGUUGGCAAUAGCUAGAAAGUAGGUUCAGGGCCCCUAAGAGAUCAGGCUGGGCUACAGAAAGUGGCCCCUGGUUGAAGAUGGAUAAGAGAUCACAAGUGAAAGGUCAGAAGUCAGUAGGCCAGACUGUGGCUACCUAAUCCCUGAAUUAAAAAUAAACUCGAAACGGGGGAAGAAAAGGCUAAGCAUAUAGUCACAUGGGUAGUAAAUACAAAUAAAACAAAUAAAACUAUCUUUGCAUAUUUAAAAUACUGGAAGAAAGUACACCAAACUUGUGGGUGAAUUAUGGGCAAUUAUUUUCUUUAACUUGUUUAGGGGAAAGCAUGUAAUUUUAUGAGCAGGAAAACAUAGUAAAGAUAUACCCACAUUCUGCAGGCUAAUGGAGAGCCCCGUGUGUGUUUAAAAAUACCAUGUUUCCAGUCAAAUAAGAAAACGUGGGACGAGCUGGUGAAAUUUAAUUGAGAGGUGAUCCAUUGUGAAGACAAUGGGAGAUACAGGGCAUGUGGGACUGUAUAUCCCAAAAACCCUUCCAUAGCCUGUGUCCAUAGCCAUCUGAAAAAUCCAACCUAGCAGAUUCAGUCUGAGUUUUCUCUGAGAAAGGAUUCCUUUGUCUUUACAGCAGCAGGCUGAGUCAAUAUCCUCCACAGAUUUCUAGAACAACAACCCAAGGCUUGAAGGAAACAUCUAAGCACUAAAUUGAAUGAAAGAGCGAUGGCUUUUUAAUCAAAUAAUGAAAUUUCAAAUCUGUCAAAACAACACCCCUCAGAAAGCUAAAAUCAAGAUUUUAUAAUUUUCAAAGACCUUUGAAAUAUUUUAAACUUGUGAAAAGUUAGAAACCUUGUGUGUUAUCUAAAAGCAUUUUUCAAACAAGCCAGUAGACUUGAAAAAUCUAGUCUGAAGCAUAAACUUAACCAAUAUUUCCUAUACUCAAACAUUUAAGUUGUUUGUUUUCCUACUUAAAUUGCAAAGGAAAUAAGGAAGGGUGAGAUAGAAAUGAUUCAGCAUAUUAAGAGGGAGGAGUCUGCUGAUAUGGGAGUGUAGUUAUGACAUUUGGGCAUCAUACUAGAGGCAAUGGACUCAGUAAUUGGGAAACAUCCCCUCAGCCCUACAUGUGUGUCACGUGUGUGUUUUGCCUGCGAAAGUCAAAACUGUGUUUUCUAAAUUUAUUUCCCUUUUAACUGAUACAAAAUUCUAAAAAGCAAAGAAAAAACUUCUCUGUAUUAAAAAUAAAUAUUAGUAAAUGUG
Callithrix jacchus (white-tufted-ear marmoset) is the source of this 3636-nucleotide messenger RNA. RefSeq names its product cathepsin V (gene CTSV). The record is from RefSeq and is a predicted model, not a curated record. Gene Ontology annotation, biological process: proteolysis. Lineage: Eukaryota; Metazoa; Chordata; Mammalia; Primates; Cebidae. Gene Ontology annotation, molecular function: cysteine-type peptidase activity.